Aspergillus bombycis is the source of this 300-nucleotide messenger RNA. RefSeq names its product ATP/GTP-binding protein. Bases 1 to 300 code for a protein of 99 amino acids. Lineage: Eukaryota; Fungi; Ascomycota; Eurotiomycetes; Eurotiales; Aspergillaceae. The transcript is spliced from 2 exons. The record is from RefSeq and is a predicted model, not a curated record.
AUGCCAUCUACUCCUGUCAGCACCACAGUCCCCAAUACUGACCAUGCACAUACCCGACUUCAUCCUCAUCUAUAUCGCACAGCAGCCGAUCCCCGACCCGUAGUUCUAAUGACCUGCGGCAUUGCAGGUUCCGGAAAGUCGUCACUAGCCCACUCCAUCGUCUCUGCAUACCCAUCCUUCCACCGUCUGUCCAUCGACUUCUACGUAUAUUCUCAUCACGGCCUCUGGGACGUCGACUACCCCAAAGAACGAUACGAAGAAUACCAGCUCGAAGCCGAAGAAGCCUACGGGGCGAACUGA